Saccharomyces eubayanus is the source of this 486-nucleotide messenger RNA. RefSeq names its product centrin (gene CDC31). The record is from RefSeq and is a predicted model, not a curated record. The coding region runs from base 1 to 486 and encodes 161 amino acids. NCBI's taxonomy places the organism in Eukaryota, Fungi, Ascomycota, Saccharomycetes, Saccharomycetales, Saccharomycetaceae. Gene Ontology annotation, cellular component: half bridge of spindle pole body; mitotic spindle pole body. The transcript has a single exon. Gene Ontology annotation, molecular function: microtubule binding; calcium ion binding. Gene Ontology annotation, biological process: spindle pole body duplication.
AUGAGUAAAAAUAGAUCGUCACUACAGUCCGGGCCAUUGAACAGUGAGUUACUGGAGGAGCAAAAGCAAGAGAUAUAUGAGGCGUUUUCGUUGUUCGAUAUGAAUAAUGAUGGCUUUCUUGACUAUCAUGAGUUGAAAGUAGCAAUGAAAGCCCUGGGGUUUGAACUACCCAAAAGAGAGAUACUUGACUUGAUAGAUGAAUACGAUAGCGAAGGACGCCAUCUGAUGAAAUAUGAUGAUUUUUAUAUUGUAAUGGGGGAAAAGAUAUUGAAGAGAGAUCCCCUGGAUGAAAUAAAGAGGGCGUUCCAAUUAUUCGACGACGACCAUACUGGGAAGAUAAGUAUCAAAAAUUUGAGGCGCGUGGCUAAAGAACUGGGGGAAACAUUGACAGAUGAGGAGUUAAGGGCGAUGAUCGAAGAGUUCGAUCUCGAUGGCGAUGGCGAGAUCAAUGAAAACGAGUUCAUAGCCAUUUGCACCGAUAGUUAA